GGGGGGAGGGGGGCGGGUCCGAGCCGAGGGCCGGAGCGCGCGGCGCGAGAGCCGACGGCGCCGCUUUAAAAAGCGGGAGCCCCGCCGCCGGCCGGCUUCUUCUCUCGACUCCGCGCGCGACCCCAAGGCAACGGCAGCAGCAGCGGCAGCAGCAAUAGCCCUGGGCCUGGCUUCGCCUCGCCUCGCCUCCUCCAGCUACCUCCGCUCGGGGCUGGCAAGCCAAUGAGGGCCCGGACUCCGGCCCUCGCCGCCUCAGGAGCCGCCGGGAGCCCCCCGUGCCGACCCCCAGCUCGCCUGGCUCGACGUGAGGCGGCUGCGCUGGACCCCCAUGCGGCGCCUCCAGGAGAAAUUCAGGAGAUUCAUGAACCACCCAGCUCCAGCAAAUAGCCGUUACAAACCUACCUGCUAUGAGCAUGCUGCUAACUGUUACACUCAUGCGUUUCUCAUUGUUCCAGCCAUUGUGGGUAGUGCCCUGCUCCAUAGGCUCUCUGAUGAUCGAUGGGAAAAGAUAACAGCAUGGAUGUAUGGGAUUGGUCUCUGUGCACUGUUCAUCGUUUCCACAGUGUUUCAUAUAAUUUCCUGGAAAAAGAGUCAUUUAAGGACAAUGGAGCACUGCUUUCAUAUGUGUGACAGAGUGAUGAUCUAUAUCUUCAUUGCAGCAUCAUAUGCACCAUGGUUAAAUCUUCGUGAGCUUGGACCUCUGGCCUCCCAUAUGCGAUGGUUUAUCUGGUUGAUGGCUGCUGGUGGAGCCAUUUAUGUGUUUCUCUACCAUGAGAAGUAUAAAAUUGUGGAGCUCUUCUUCUAUCUAGCAAUGGGCUUUUCUCCUGCUUUAGUCGUGACCUCCAUGAACAACACCGAUGGACUUCAAGAACUUGCUUGGGGAGGCUUAAUUUAUUGUAUGGGAGUGAUCUUCUUCAAGAGCGAUGGGAUCAUUCCAUUUGCCCACGCCAUCUGGCAUCUGUUUGUCGCCACGGCUGCUGCAGUUCAUUACUACGCUAUCUGGAAGUACCUUUACAAAAGUCCUGCAGAAAUCAUCCGUCACUUAUGAUAUUAAAUACACAAGACACGCACACCUUCGAGCUGCACUAUGCCUCCGACUCAGUAUUACUUGGGUAAAAAAAGAAAUUCUGGGGAAGUGGGGAAAAUAUUGCACAGGGCGGGGGUGGGAAUGCACUGACUGAUAGUUUUUCAAACACAUUUACUGUGAACUAAAGUGACAAAAAUGUGUCCUUGAAUUGCUGUUCAUAUAUCAAGUCCUGGGCACACAGUCCCCACAUGCAUUUUUCUUGUGGAAGCCCCUAGUGGAAUGAAUGGGGAAAGCGCAAAAUCACUGUACAAGGCCCAUUCUUUUCAGCUGGGGUUUCCACAGAAGCAUUUCCCUUUCGUAUUGCAUCUGCUGUCCGUCAGCAGAAGCUACACUCCAGCACACAAAGUUUAGUGCACUUAAUCCAAUUGGGUGUAAGCAUGCCUAACUUUGGUUUGUGGUUUAAAACACCAUGCUGCAUUAUUAAUAGUCCAUUCUACAUUAACAGGGAAAACAGUGUAAAAAUGUUUGGUGGCCUGAUGUUUACAGAUUCUUUCUUUUUUUUUUAAGGUGUAUUUAAUGGGUUUAAUUUCUUCGGUUUUUAAACUGCAUAAACUUUUUGAAAUGACAGUUUUGAAUUGAGGAAGUUGAUGUAACAGCAAAUACUUAAUUCUUUUCUUUUUUAAAGUUGCUUUCUACCACUUUUUCACAAACAAUUUAAUAAAACGCAAAUCAUGGAGAGAUAAGUUUAAGCUUCCUCCUCCCCCCACCACUUGUACUGAUACAACUUUUUAUAUAAAAAUGUUUUUUAAAAAUAAUUUUAAAAGUAUAUGCAGCUGCUGUUGUGCAGUUGCAGCUGCAGUGAAACUUUGCAAGAAAACAACUACAUUCCACAUACUGUCCUGACCUUAUAUACCUCUUCCAAAGCUUUUUAUUAAAAGUGUGUGAAUGAUCAUUAUGAAAUUUCAAAAUUGGCUCUGCCAAGCUCUUACCUAAAAACCUGCUACCCUCCACAUUUAAUUUAAUUAUCAGAUUUGGAUUUAUUAAAAAAAAAUAGUGCUAACUAAUUCAAAAAACCCAUCCCACUGUGCCAUUUCUAGACAUAGAUGCAUGUGUUUAUGUGAAAGCACUCUGGAAAUAAUUUGCUCUUGUAAUACAGGUGGUUAGCAAUUAGCAGUAAAAAAAAUGAAAUUACUCGUAAAGCGUUGGUAAUUUUGGGAGGUGCCUAAGAGACUGUUGCUUAAAUAAUGAGGCUUACAGAGCAGUCCAUUUGUAUACUAACCUGGGAGUAAAUCUCAUUGUGUUCAGUGGGGCUUUCUCCCUAGCAAGUGUUCGGGAUUGCAAGUUGAGGCAAAUGACUCCCAGAGGAAGACUGUGGGAAGCAAAUACCUUGCUCUUUCUCUCAUUUUCUAAAACUUAUCCUAUUAACAGUUGUUUAUAAAAUUUUGAGUAUUAAUAGUAGUUCAUCACACACCCAAAUGGCCUUUUCAGGGAGGGAAGCUUGAAGAACUAGAUAGGUCUCAUCGGUCAGGGACUUGGUAGCGAAACUGGGCUUUAAAUGUGCUGCUCUUUAGCAUCUGGAUCAAUGAACUGUGGUAGCAAUUUGAUUGUAGAGAUUGUGUAUUAAGUAACAAGAUGUUAGAAUCUCCGUUGUGAUGAUUGCUGUCCAGUUACUGUAGCAUGUCCCACUGUAUUAUGAAUGUCUUAUAUUAAGAUUGAAUUUAUUCUUUUUCUAACUUGCUCUUUUUCAUAUCAGUGUUUUAAAAACUAAAACGGAACAUGAUGCCUUUUUCAGAUUUUAUCUGGAUAUUUUGUCUGUUGGACCAGUAGAUAUGUACUCUGGGGAUGGGAGCUUCCUCCCCAAGGUAAUAUGUAAUUCUCUUCUAGAUCUGCUGGUGCGUUGUUACAUAUAUUAGAAUUGGGUGCACUUGUAUACAAUUUGCAAGAAGGGGCAAAUGCUCAGAUUAAAGUGGGGCGUUGGAAGCUUGGCUUCCACACCGUAUUAGUGGGUGACUACAAAAUUGUCCCACAUCAGGGACACUUCCAAAAUUCUUCAGGGCUCCAGAAUUUGCAUCUGGCUCUGGCAAAGUGGUUGUUGUGUGCCUCUCUUGUCAGUAUUGUAAGGUUCCAAGUCAUUGCAAGAGAAUGGAGAAGUUGACACAAAGAUCUCAUGUGAAUAUUGGAAUCCCUGAAUUGGAGUAGAACACGCUUAUCUUCUGAGCAGCAUGCAAAUGAAACAGCAAAACAGAAAAUAUUUUCUGUGACCGCCCUGGAACAUCUGAAUGCCUCAGUUGUCUUUGUUGUCAUCUUAUUUUCUUGUUUCAACUGAUGUGUCUGACUUUAAUAUAUUCACUUUUUGUGAGUUCUUGUAUUCUGUCCAAGUGCAGUACUGUUGAGACCACUGAAAUGUGUACAAGCUCUGGUUUUUUGUCAGAAACUAUGAAACUAGCUCCAAUUAAUUCCGCUAUCUUCAUAAUGAUUUCUUGUGGUCUUUUUAAUGUGUUUGUUUUUACGAGUGAAAAGUGUUUUGGUUAAAAAGAAGAAGAAAAAGAACUGAAUUCGCCAAAAAAGACUUUGAAUCCAGUCUAGCUCCUACAAGUUUAAAUGUAACUAGAUGAAUGCAAAUAAACAUUUUGUGCAAUUUGGAAA
This is a messenger RNA of Podarcis muralis (Common wall lizard), 3673 nucleotides long. RefSeq names its product monocyte to macrophage differentiation associated (gene MMD). Gene Ontology annotation, molecular function: pore-forming activity. The record is from RefSeq and is a predicted model, not a curated record. Lineage: Eukaryota; Metazoa; Chordata; Lepidosauria; Squamata; Lacertidae. Gene Ontology annotation, cellular component: membrane.